Messenger RNA from Anoplophora glabripennis (Asian longhorned beetle), 1293 nucleotides. RefSeq names its product leucine-rich repeat-containing protein 34-like. Bases 1 to 1293 code for a protein of 430 amino acids. The transcript is spliced from 6 exons. The record is from RefSeq and is a predicted model, not a curated record. NCBI's taxonomy places the organism in Eukaryota, Metazoa, Arthropoda, Insecta, Coleoptera, Cerambycidae. Gene Ontology annotation, molecular function: protein binding.
AUGGGUGAAAAAAUCCAUGAUACAUUUUUACAUUUAUUUUGUGAAAAAAAUUCUGAUGGCACUAAACAUUUGAGACUGAAAGGAAAUGAUCUUUUUCAGCGAAUUGGGACUCGACUGAAAUAUUAUGACAUGUAUAAGAUUGCCGAUUUUUUGAGUAAUCAUGAUGAAAUUGUUAAUGUGGAUAUAUGUUAUAACGAUAUAGGAGAUAAGGGUGUCAAAAUUCUAGCAGAUCACUAUCUCAAUAAACCCAAUAAUUUACAAUAUUUGAAUUUGAUGCACUGCGAUAUUCACGCUGAGGGCAUGCAAGCAAUUUCCUCGGGUUGGUUACUGAAUUUGAGAAGUUGUAGAGUCAAUGGAAAUAAAUUAGGUGCUAUGGGAGCUCGUUUUAUAGCAAGUUUAAUCAUAAAUUGCCCUAAGCUAGUUCAUGUUGAUAUUGCUGACACUGAUCAGAGUUUAGAGAGCAUUGAAUCCAUCCUCAUUGUUAUUGAACGAAGUACUUUGGAGGUAUUGGAUAUGUCGAGGAUUAUACCCAAUUCCUACUAUACUAGAUAUAACGUGGCCACAUUGGCAGACGAUUUAGGAGCAGUAUUAGAGGCUAAUGAAACACUGGUGGAGCUGCAUGUGCAGAAAUGUGAGUUUGAUGGUCACGACGUAGAAAUACUGCUACACCGAUUAAGAAACAAUAAGAAAUUGGAAAUGCUCGAUUUGGGAUGUAAUCGUGUCAGUGAUCUUGGUGUACAGUUCAUUGCAAAAUGGUUACGAAUAAGGCCGCCACUUCGCGCUCUAAAUGUGUCUGCAAACACCAUUAAAAACUUUGGCGCUAGAGCACUUGGUUUUUGUUUACCAUUUUCAAAAAUAAGAUACCUUGAUAUCAGUAAUAACAAAAUUGGAGACGAAGGAAUGACAAGUCUUCUAGAGAGUAUAAAAAAGUUUUGCCAAAUAAGAUUGCUCUACAUAUGGGGUAAUACCAUAGGAAAGACCUGUUGCAAGAGGAUAGAACGCAUGAUCGCAUCGAAAGUUCUCAACCAAGAAUACAUUGACGUGAAAAUUUGCAAUGUUGACGGUAAACUGUCUCCUGCAUUCUAUCCAGCAAAUCACUACAAACACAAAUAUUACUGUGUUAUGGAUCACGGCUGCCCAGUGGAACUGAAAAUAAAACGGAAUAAAGUUCCACAUCCCGAUGCUCUACCAAGAAGACUAAUAAAUAUGCCUCACGUAGAGAGGUAUCCUCCCGUAAACGAAGAACUGGGUUUGAAGGUGGUCCGAAAGAAAAAAUGCCCCGAGGAUGAAUAA